AAUUCAUACAGUCAGGCAAUUGUACACUAAAAGUAGUAAUUCUUUUGUUUUCAAUUUCUGUCAAAUGAAAGCAAUUCGUAAGGUACAUUUUUACCUCAAAUUUGAAAAAUCCCCAAUAUUUCAACGAAUGAAACUACUACCAUGUUGUGAAAAGUGUUAUGCAAAAUCAAAAUAAAGUGGGCUUACUCAAGCAAGGCAUUGGGUUGCUUCGGGACAAACAACACAUGCUAAAAACGGUCACAAUAAUCAUCUUCAUAUUUUCAGUGUUAAACCAUGUAGCUAAGAAAACAGAUGGGAUGUUGUGGUUAACAGAAACACACUUGGCAGCAGUUGCUCUGUAUGAAGGUGUGCAAAGGAGAGAGAAGAAAGAGGCAACAGUGCAACACAAUGGAUGCCAAGUGCUAGAAAACACCAGAGAGGAAGAACAACAAGAAGAAUUGUCAUUAAAAUCAAAGUAACUUAAUGUUGAGAAACACUUUGGUCGCCCGGGCACACAAACAAGUGAAAUGCAGUAUAAGCUGUGAAUAAUGUCAGAGCAAGAAUUGAAUGAAAUCGUGCAAAUAACCGUGGAGGACUUUGACCAGGAUGGCCGUACAGCACAAGAUUUGCUGGAGAACAAAGAAAAUGAUGAAGACAAGCCUCUGAAGAAAAAGAGGAAAUUAAGCAUCAGCCAAGAGAACAACGGCAACAACCAAGACAUACAUUUUAUUAAGAAUCUGUUGGUUUCAUUCACUGCAUCAAUCAGUCAGCGGCUGGAGGGAAUUGAGUCAAAGUUAGAGGCUCUGGAUGCCACAUGCAAAGCCCUUGGACGCAAACUGGACAGCAUGGUUUCCUGUGCUAAGAGUCCUGUCCAGGUUCCUAUGGUUGCAGGCUCACCGCAGGGAGCCACUCAAACGUGGAACAAAGUGCGAUGUGUUGUGCCACAAACAAACGUGAUAGUAAGUAGUGAAAACCUGAAGGAUUCUAGCCAAGAGGACACACCACUGGAGAAUCUGCUUAGCAACGCUGUGAACAGACGGCGACAGAACACAAUCCUGGUAAAGGUUCCGGGCCCUGAAGGGAGCCAGGAUGAUCAGGAUAGCGGUUCAGAGGCCAGUGACACCAUCUCCAAUGGCGGUCAUUCCAGCAACGCACAAAAUGGCCCAAACGUCACACUCAUCACACUUAAUUCAGAAGAGGAUUUCCCCGAAGGCACCUGGUUGGGGGAUGACACCAACUCGGAGUUGAGAGUGCGUUGUCCAGUGUCUCCAGCCGACAUGCUCCACAUCAGCACAAACUGCCGUACACCAGAGAAAAUGGCACUGACUCUGUUGGACUACCUUUUCCACCGGGAGGUCCAAGCCAUGUCAAAUCUAUCUGGACAAGGCAAACAUGGCAAAAAACAGCUGGACCCACUCAUGAUCUAUGGAAUUCGCUGUCACUUGUUUCACAAAUUUUCCAUCAGCGAGUCAGACUGGUACCGAAUUAAGCAGAGCAUUGACUCCAAGUGUCGCACGGCCUGGAGACGCAAGCAGCGCGGCCAGAGUCUGGCUGUCAAGAGCUUCUCCAAACGCACACCUCGCAGUUCAGUCACAGAGGACGGCAUGACAGAAGAAGCCGCCCACAUUGAGACAUCCACCCCACAAACCUUGCACUACACGCUGGCUAAUCAGCAGGUCCAGUUCCACCGAAUUGGCGAAGAUGGGCAAGUUCAGGUGAUUCCACAGGGUCAGUUGCACAUUGCCCAGGUGCCACAAGGAGAGGAGGUGCAGAUCACACAGGACAGUGAGGGAAACCUCCAGAUCCACCAGGUACAUGUUGGUCAGGAUGGACAGGUGCUGCGUGGGGCUCAGCUGAUAGCGGUGGCAUCAGCUGAUGGAGGGGCCACGGCAGUAGAGGGCUCCACUCUUCCCCCUGACAUCCAAGUGCAGUAUGUCCAACUAGCCCCCGUCACAGAUCACACCGCUGCAGUACAGGCUGCUGAGCUGGCUCCAGCCCUGCAGGCAGACAUGGAGGUGAAAGAGGCCAUCCAGGGCACCAUCCAGGGCGAGAACGGUGAGGUGGUCCAGAUUGUCACCACCUGAGAGGCCACAGCUCAGCCCAGAACUCCCCCCUCCAGCACGGCCUGAUGAGGCUCAACGCCAACAUAGGAGGUCAACAACUUUCAACAGUCUGAGAAGUCACGUCAGAACUUUUUUUGUUUCCCAAGCAAACACUGAAGGUCAUUGCUAAAUUGUAUGGGAGAAGCGUUUUUUGCAGUUUUGUUUUUUGGUUUUCAUCUGCAAUUGCUCAGCUCAUUGCCAACCAGAUGUUGCAACAUGGAGAUAUUCACAAAGAAAAGACUUGAAAAGACUACAAUGCUCCGAAAUCCACUUUGUUCUUUUUGGUGCUUUCACCACCAGAAUGGACUUGGAACACAACAGUACACACCAUGGGAUUAUGGUCUAUCCAGGGAGGAGACCAUCAGCCCCGUUACUUAAUCAGCACACAAUUGUUUACGUCAACCAUAGAAAAUAGUGGAGUUAAGUUAUUUGGACUUAAGCUACUUGGCUAACACUGAAAGCCCCUGCAAGAGUUUGUAAAACCUCAGAAUCUCUCGUCUUUUCUCAUCAGUUGUGUGGCCGCAGGUGUCUGCAGUGGAACACAAUAUUGAGACGAGGACAGCUACUAUUGUUUGUGAUUAAUCUGGCUCCCUGUCACUCUCCAUAAAUGAGCACACACUCUGUCUCCUGGCUGUGAACCUCUCUCCUCCUUUAACUUUGGUUCAGCUUGUUUUCAUGUUACUUUAACCACACAGCUUUGUUCCAUUUACCUAAUUGUAUCAUGCUAUAAUUUUGGGGGGAGCUUUCAUUUCAGAGGUAGAAGACCAUGACACAGAGAGAGAUGGUGCCAGUGGUAGACAGUCGUCCCCCCCCCCCCCA
Molecule: messenger RNA, 2900 nt
Organism: Solea solea (common sole)
Lineage: Eukaryota; Metazoa; Chordata; Actinopteri; Pleuronectiformes; Soleidae
Gene: banp
Product: BTG3 associated nuclear protein
Exons: 14
Coding region: 528-2063 (511 amino acids)
Biological process (GO): protein localization to nucleus; negative regulation of protein catabolic process
Molecular function (GO): DNA binding
Source: RefSeq, a predicted model, not a curated record